CACUCUAUCCCUCCCUCUUUCGUUGCUGUACGUUUCCGCUGGGAGUGCCGCUGACUAGGGACGCCGACCGCAAACGCUGACCGGAGACACCGAGCAGAGCCGCCGCUAGGUUGCCGCCGACGUCCUCCUCUCCUUCCUCUGUUGCGCGCCUUCUCGUCCGUCGAGCCAGGGAGUGCAGCGGCGAGUUCACUCCAAUUCAAAUUAAAUUUGUCGUUUUUUCAAGGUGAUUUGUGGUUUCCAUACCUUCCAUUAGCGUUAAUUCAUAGAUUAGAACUUUCUUAGCAUAUAAUCUUGCGAUUUGAUUGAGAAUUUGUGAUUGUUGUGUUGAAAUUAUGGAAUUGGUGUUUGGGGGGCUGUUUUCCAUCAUCACCUCCGGUGACCGCCGGCAACGGCGGCGACAAGAUGGUCGGAACUGGGCAGCCUCUUGAUUUGGACCAAUUGGAUCCAAUUGGCACCAAUUGGGUUCAAUUGGGUCCUAACGGGUUCUAUUGGGGCUGUUUGGCCGGGCUUCGGGCUCGGGCAGCCGGGUUGGCUACCGGCAGGGGUGCCGAGGUUAGUCCAGCGACGACGGGGACUGCUCUGGUGGGGGCAGCGGGCCCGAGGCUCGAUUCCGCGCAGGUAAGUGGGAUUAAUUGUAAUUUGGGUUUGUUGAUUAUGCUUGACGGUAAUCGUGGGUCUUCGGCCCAGAUAGGCCGCUACAUGAUUUGUUGUGAAUUGUGAACUGAGAUUUAAAUGAAACUGAUCUUAUUGGUGAAUAUUGUGGAUUAUGAAUAAUAUAUGAGAAAUAGGCCACCUAGUAUAAUUAGGCGGACCUGAAAUGGAUUGACUGAUUGAAUCACCAAUAGGAUGUGGUAUAUUUUCACUCAGCGUUUCGCUGAGCAUGUAGUCGUUGUUGUUUGACUGCACGCAGGUAGGAACACAAAUUUGGAUGGGCAACCCGGAGGGCAGUGAAGCUGUGGUGUGGCGUGGAUGAAUUUUGGACAUUAUUUAGAUUUUCUUAUGCUUUCGCGAUGUUUGGACUUGUUUUGUUACUCCGAUGAAUUUUGGUUUAGCUUUAAAACUCUUUGG
This is a messenger RNA of Cuscuta campestris, 1068 nucleotides long. The record is from the annotation of a GenBank genome assembly. Lineage: Eukaryota; Viridiplantae; Streptophyta; Magnoliopsida; Solanales; Convolvulaceae.